AUGUCCUAUAAAUCAUUAUUCUACAAUGAUUGUUGCUUAUUAAUUAAUAUUGAUUUAAAUUCACAACGAAUUCGUCAGUUAUUUGAACGUCGUUUCAAAUGUAAUUCAAAUAUAACAAGUUUUGAUUUUAAAUCAUUUCCUCCAGAACAACCAUCGAAUAAUGCCAAAGUAUCACGUUCAUUCUUACGUUAUCAACCAAAAAUUAAACCUACAAAUGAUUACGAAGAAAAUCUGUCCACUGAUUCAUCCUCAUCCUCAUCAGAAGAUAAUGAUGAUGUAUUAUCAACUAACGAUGAUGAUUAUCUCAAUAAACUUGCCGAAUGGGAGCCAGAAAACGUUCAACCUCUAAGCGAUAACGAUGAUGAUGGUGAUGAUGAUGAUAAUAAUAAUGAAGACGAAAAUCAAAAUGAAAAUAUUAUUCAAUCAACUAGUAACGAAAAUAAUGAUGAAGAUAAUGAGACAAAUCAAAUGGAUUGCUUAACAGUUGAAGAUGCUUCGACAACUCAUGCUGAAGAUCUUCUUGUUACAUUUAUACAUCGUCCUCUUAAAACUGAACCAAUAAGUUACGAUAAUAAUAUGUUUCAAUAUCCACCGCAACUAGAUGGUCAAAUAGAUUUUUCGUCAACAAAAUCUUCAACUGGAUCAAAUCAAACUACUAACAGCAAAAAUUUAGAUGAUAUCAUAGCUAAAGUCAAAGCAAAAACUCGUGCACCAAAUUGUGCUAUACAAAUACAUAAAGUUCCACCAUCAACAAAUAGAUGUUGCUCAAAUGAUGAUAUAAAAAAGAAAUCUAUAACUCAACCUACAAGAACAAAAUCUUUGUCAAAUUUUUCAAAACCUAAUCGAAUAAAAGAACAAACUAAAAUAAUACCACCAUUAUUAUCAACACUAUUAAAAAAUAAUGAAGAUGCAAUACGACCACUUGAAACACGAAGAACAUCAAUACAAACAAAUGUUCAAAAAUCUUCUCGAACAUCAUCGAAUAGUAAUUUACAAUCAACAAUACCAAAAAAUCGAGAUCAAAAAAGAAAUUUAUCAAAUGAAGAAGGUAUAUCUUCUCAACAAAAAAUAAAAUUUUCUUCGAAUAAUAAUAAACAAAAGUAUAUUCUACAAACUCAACAAUCUAACGAAAAAUCUGCAUCUGUUCAUAUGACAUUAGCUGAACAAAAAUUAAAUCAUUUUCAAAGACACCAAGAACCAAAAUCUUCAAUUUCAAAAACUUCAAAUUCUAAUUCUAUUUCAUCAAAAACAAAGUCACAAUCAAAGAAAUUAAUGAAAACUUCAUCAAAACUAUCUAAAUCAAUCAAUUCACCUGUUCAAAAUUCACAAUCAACAACACCAGUUUUAAAUGAUCAUAAUCAACAAAUAAAGAAAAAACCAAAGAAAAUCAAACGCUUAAAUACAAAUCAAACAAAUUUAUCAUCAAAUAAUCAAUCACAAACCAAAAUUACUAAACAAAAAUCCAAAGAAAAGAAACUUAUUCAAAACCCUAAAUUGAAAAGUCAUCAAUCGGACCCAUCGAUUCACACAGCAAAUUCUAAUGAUAAUCUUAAUAAACGACCAGAAAAUUUCUUUAAUAAUUGUAUUAUAAUUGAUGAUGAUGAUGAUGGUGAACAACAAGAAUAUAAUAAUGAAAAUAACAACAAUAAUAUUGAAGAUAAUGAUAUACAAGAAAUUGAACAACGACAGUGA
Molecule: messenger RNA, 1692 nt
Organism: Rotaria sp. Silwood2
Lineage: Eukaryota; Metazoa; Rotifera; Eurotatoria; Philodinida; Philodinidae
Source: the annotation of a GenBank genome assembly